AAAAGUUAUCUUAUGACUUAUUUAGGUCUGCAGGUCAAGAGUAGCAAAAAGUUUAAAUACUUUGAUAGGCAAAAUAUACAGUUAGACUUAGAACUGUAGAUGGCUCAUUGUUAUGUCUGAAUGUGGCAAAAUUGCACAUUAAAAUCAUGUCUCCAUCAACGUUUGUUGCAAUUCUUCUAGGAGUAUGGUCCACAUUUCAUCUUGCUCACAACUUUCUAUUGAAUAGUUCAUCGUUUGGUCAUCAUGUGUCUUCUUUUUUAAUCAACUAUAAUGUCUCAAUAUCAUUAUUUCACAUUCGCUGGUUCACUGCUGGGUGGAAUCGCUUUUUUAUAAAAAUUGGCAGAAUGUGUACCUCUAAACUCAAACUGUGGUUUGAUGCAGGUGUUUUUCUUGCUGUAUUGACAAUGUUCGUUGGCACAAUUUUGCUAUGCCAUACUCUUUAUGUGACAAUUUUGCAGAUUUUUUUUAAGCCAGAAAAACCUGUUCCAGAUCAACAGGUUCUCUCGGUUAUUGUUCCUGGCAUAAACAUGCCAAUACAUGAUAUAUGGUAUUUGUUGUCUUCUAUUUUUUUGAGCGGAAUAUUGCAUGAAUUUGGACAUGCCAUUGCUGCCGCUCGUGAAGGUAUUCAAAUCAAUGGCUUUGGUAUAUUUGCUUUCUUGAUCUAUCCUGGUGCAUUUGUUGAUCUAAAUUCAGAUGAUAUGAGCAGGAAGAGUCCACUUUGUCAACUGCGUGUAUAUUGCGCAGGAGUAUGGCAUAAUUUUGUGAUUUGUGUGGCAGCAUGUGGACUAAUAGUGGUUUUACCUGGACUGCUAUUCCCAUUUUAUACGUCUAAACCUGAUGGAGUUCUCGUCACCCACCAAAUGCCAGAAUCACCAUUGCAAGGUAGCAUGGGAUUAAGAGCAGGAGAUCAUGUUUUGAUGAUUGAUUCCUGUAAAAUAUCAAACAAAACUGAUUGGUUUAAAUGCAUUAACAAAACCAAGAAGUCUGCACAAUGGGGUUCUUGUGUUUCAAAGAAAAAGAUAGAUAGUGUCUCAUCACACACAGUUUUCACUGUGAAUAAUCCAAAUAUUCAAAGUUCUACCUCUCAUCGUCAUUAUUGGAUGGAUUGCUGUGAUAUACAUGCUCCGCAGACACAUCUGUGUUAUAAAUACACAACUAUUCAAAGCAAUAAUACGAUGUAUGCUUGUUUGCCUGGGCGUGUUAUGAUAUCUACUCUGGAAGAUUGCGUUUCAACAAAAGAUUGCCACAUCAACAAAGAUGAAGAUCAAGAUGAUAUUGUUUGUGCAAAGGCUCAUACAGAACCAGGUGUGAAGUUCAUUCGUAUAACCACUUUGCGUCAAGGUUUGGACAAGCAUAAUGUGCUUUAUAUUGGAGAUCCUGUUGAUAUUGUACGUUCAGUUACUGUAUCAGACCUGUUUCCAAGAUACACGGUAAUUCCUCCAAAGCUUCCUUCAAUCAUACUGAGGUUUUUGCAAUAUAUGUUCUCCAUGUCUGGUGCACUUGCGUUGCUAAAUAUAGUUCCAUGCUAUGCACUUGAUGGCCAAUGGGCAUUCAGGGCUUUUCUGAACUACUUUGCAUCUGAUGAGAAAUUAUCACAAGUUAAAAAAGAGAUGAUAUGUCAAUUGGUACUUCUGGCGGGAACAUCAUUGUUAGCUGCUAACAUAUUUUUUGGAUUUGUGCAUUUGUUUACCAGAUGAUACCUGGUCAAACUACUUUUUUACAACCUUUUCAUUUAUUUUGUAGUAAACUCUUGAAACUUCA
Messenger RNA from Styela clava, 1761 nucleotides. RefSeq names its product membrane-bound transcription factor site-2 protease-like. The record is from RefSeq and is a predicted model, not a curated record. NCBI's taxonomy places the organism in Eukaryota, Metazoa, Chordata, Ascidiacea, Stolidobranchia, Styelidae. Gene Ontology annotation, biological process: membrane protein intracellular domain proteolysis; regulation of response to endoplasmic reticulum stress. Gene Ontology annotation, cellular component: cytoplasm; membrane. Gene Ontology annotation, molecular function: protein binding; metalloendopeptidase activity.